AUGCGAAGGUUGAAUCUCAAGCUGAUAGCUGAGCUGGGCACAUCCAUCGCAUCCACCUGCAAUGACCCUGGGAUGCCUCAGAAUGGUACCCGCUAUGGUGACAGCCGGGAACCUGGAGAUACCAUCACCUUCCAGUGUGACCCUGGAUACCAACUCCAAGGACAAGCCAAGAUCACCUGUGUGCAGCUAAACAGCCGCUUCUUCUGGCAGCCAGACCCCCCUUCGUGCAUAGCGGCUUGCGGCGGGAAUCUGACGGGCCCGGCGGGAGUGAUUUUGUCCCCUAACUACCCACAGCCAUACCCUCCCGGGAAGGAGUGUGACUGGAGAAUUAAGGUGAACCCGGACUUUGUCAUUGCCUUGAUAUUCAAAAGUUUUAACAUGGAACCGAGCUAUGACUUCCUGCAUAUCUACGAAGGGGAGGACUCCAACAGCCCUCUGAUUGGAAGCUUCCAGGGCUCUCAAGCGCCAGAGAGGAUUGAGAGCAGUGGUAACAGCCUCUUCCUGGCAUUCAGGAGCGAUGCUUCGGUUGGCCUGUCAGGGUUUGCCAUUGAAUUUAAAGAGAAGCCCCGAGAAGCUUGCUUUGAUCCUGGGAACAUAAUGAAUGGGACGAGAAUUGGAACUGACUUCAAGUUGGGCUCCACAGUUACCUAUCAGUGUGACUCUGGCUACAAGAUUGUGGACCCCUCAUCCAUUGAGUGUGUGACUGGAGCCGAUGGGAAGCCCUCUUGGGACCGGGCGCUGCCUACCUGUCAAGCACCCUGCGGAGGCCAGUACACAGGAUCAGAGGGGGUCGUGUUGUCCCCAAACUACCCUCACAACUACACAGCUGGUCAGAUAUGCAUCUACUCCAUCACGGUGCCCAAGGAAUUCGUGGUAUUUGGACAGUUCGCCUACUUCCAGACUGCGCUGAAUGACUUGGCCGAGUUGUUUGAUGGAACCCACCCACAGGCCAGGCUUCUAAGCUCUCUCUCUGGGUCUCACUCAGGUGAGACACUCCCGCUGGCUACAUCCAAUCAGAUUCUGCUUCGGUUCAGUGCAAAGAGUGGAGCGUCUGCCCGCGGUUUCCACUUUGUCUACCAAGCCGUUCCACGCACCAGCGACACACAGUGCAGUUCUGUCCCAGAACCCAGAUAUGGGAGGAGGAUCGGCUCUGAGUUCUCUGCAGGUUCCAUAGUUCGAUUUGAGUGUAAUCCGGGUUACCUGCUCCAAGGUUCCACGGCCAUCCGCUGCCAGUCCGUGCCAAACGCCUUGGCCCAGUGGAACGACACCAUCCCAAGCUGUGUAGUUCCAUGCAGUGGCAAUUUCACACAGAGGAGAGGGACGAUUCUGUCCCCGGGCUACCCUGAGCCCUAUGGCAACAACUUAAACUGUGUGUGGAAGAUCAUAGUAACGGAGGGCUCGGGGAUCCAGAUUCAAGUGAUCAGCUUCGCCACAGAACAGAACUGGGACUCCCUGGAGAUCCAUGAUGGCGGAGACAUAACAGCCCCAAGACUGGGCAGCUUCUCAGGUACCACGGUGCCCGCGCUGCUCAACAGCACUUCCAACCAGCUCUGCCUACACUUCCAGUCGGACAUCAGCGUUGCCGCCGCCGGCUUCCACCUGGAAUACAAAACUGUGGGUCUGGCUGCGUGCCAGGAACCUGUUCUCCCGAGCAAUGGCAUCAAGAUAGGAGACCGGUACAUGGUGAACGAUGUGCUCUCCUUUCAGUGCGAGCCCGGGUACACCUUGCAGGGCCGCUCACACAUUUCCUGCAUGCCAGGAACUGUACGUCGUUGGAAUUAUCCCUCCCCCUUGUGUAUUGCCACCUGUGGAGGGACGCUGACCAGCAUGAGUGGAGUCAUCCUGAGCCCGGGGUUCCCAGGCUCGUACCCCAACAACUUGGACUGCACCUGGAAAAUAUCGCUGCCCAUUGGCUACGGUGCACACAUCCAGUUUCUGAAUUUCUCAACUGAAGCCAACCAUGACUACCUGGAGAUCCAGAAUGGCCCUUACCACAGCAGUCCGAUGAUGGGCCAGUUCAGCGGCCCUGACCUGCCUGCGUCGCUGCUGAGCACCACACAUGAAACCCUCAUCCGUUUCUAUAGUGACCACUCACAGAACCGGCAAGGAUUUAAACUCAGUUACCAAGCUUACGAGUUACAGAACUGCCCGGACCCACCUGCGUUCCAGAAUGGAUUCAUGAUCAACUCAGAUUAUAGCGUGGGCCAGUCGAUCUCCUUUGAGUGCUACCCAGGCUACAUCUUGCUGGGCCAUCCUGUGCUUACCUGCCAGCAUGGCACUGACAGAAACUGGAACUACCCUUUCCCGCGAUGUGACGCUCCCUGUGGGUAUAAUGUGACAUCACAGAAUGGUACCAUUUAUUCCCCUGGGUUUCCGGAUGAGUACCCAAUUCUGAAGGACUGCCUAUGGCUGAUCACUGUCCCUCCAGGGCACGGAGUGUACAUCAACUUCACCUUGCUGCAGACUGAAGCUGUAAAUGACUACAUCGCUGUCUGGGAUGGUCCUGACCAGAAUUCACCUCAGCUCGGAGUCUUCAGUGGAAACACCGCCCUCGAGACAGCAUACAGCUCCACCAACCAGGUCCUGCUCAAAUUCCACAGUGAUUUCUCCAAUGGAGGCUUCUUUGUCCUCAAUUUUCAUGCAUUUCAGCUGAAGCGAUGCCCGCCUCCCCCGGCCGUGCCCCAGGCUGACCUGCUAACGGAAGACGAGGAAUUUGACAUAGGGGACUUCGUGAAGUACCAGUGCCACCCUGGGUACACGCUGUCUGGGAGCGACACGCUGACCUGCAAACUUAGCUCACAGCUCCAGUUCGAAGGCUCCCCGCCCACCUGUGAAGCACAAUGCCCAGCCAAUGAAGUUCGAACAGAAUCUUCUGGGGUGAUCCUCAGUCCGGGGUAUCCAGGCAACUAUUUUAACUCCCAGACAUGCGCUUGGAGUAUUAAAGUGGAGCCAGACUUUAACAUUACUCUCUUUGUGGACACAUUCCAAAGUGAAAAGCAAUUUGAUGCCCUGGAAGUGUUUGAUGGUUCUUCUGGGCAAAGUCCUCUGUUAGUGGUCUUAAGUGGGAACCACACUGAACAAUCCAAUUUUACCAGCAGAAGUAACCAUCUAUACCUUCGCUGGUCUACGGACCAUGCAACCAACAAGAAAGGCUUCAAGAUUCGCUAUGCAGCUCCUUACUGCAGUCUCACCUCUACGCUGAAGAAUGGUGGCAUUUUAAAUAAAACUACAGGGACCCUGGGGAGCAAGGUCCAUUACUUCUGCAAGCCUGGAUAUCGAAUGAUUGGCCACAGCAAUGCAACCUGCAGACGGAACCCCGUGGGUGUGUACCAGUGGGACUCAAUCGCACCGCUUUGCCAGGCUGUGUCCUGUGGAAUUCCAGAGGCUCCAGGUAACGGCUCCUUCACAGGAAAUGAGUUCACUUUGGACAGUAAAGUGACUUACGAAUGUAACGAAGGCUUCAAGCUGGAUGCCAGUCAGCAAGCCACUGCUGUGUGUCAGGAGGAUGGCCUGUGGAGCAACAGAGGGAAGCCACCCACGUGCAGACCGGUGCCCUGCCCCAGCAUCGAAGGCCAGCUGUCAGAGCAUGUGCUCUGGAGGCUGGUUUCGGGGUCACUGAAUGAAUACGGAGCUCAAGUUCUCCUCAGCUGCAGCCCUGGCUACUUCUUGCAGGGUCAGAGGCUCUUGCAGUGCCAAGCCAAUGGGACCUGGAACACGGAGGAAGACAGACCCAGAUGCAAAGUCAUCUCUUGUGGAAGCCUGUCCUUUCCCCCCAAUGGUAACAAGAUAGGGACACUCACUGUGUACGGAGCCACCGCCAUCUUCACCUGCAACACUGGCUACACACUCGUGGGCUCCCAUGUCCGGGAGUGCAUGGCCAAUGGUCUCUGGAGUGGAUCGGAAACAAGGUGUCUGGCGGGUCAUUGUGGCUCUCCGGAUCCCAUUGUGAACGGCCAUAUCAGCGGUGAUGGCUUCAGCUACAGGGACACAGUGGUCUACCAGUGCAACCCCGGGUUCCGGCUCGUGGGCACCUCUGUGAGGAUUUGCCUCCAGGACCACAAGUGGUCGGGGCAGACCCCCGUUUGUGUCCCCAUCACAUGUGGACACCCGGGAAAUCCUGCCCAUGGGCUCACCAAUGGCAGCGAGUUCAACCUGAACGACCUCGUGAAUUUCACCUGUCACACGGGCUACCUGCUGCAGGGUGCCUCCAGGGCCCAGUGUCGGAGCAACGGCCAGUGGAGCAGCCCCUUGCCUACCUGCCGAGUGGUAAACUGUUCGGAUCCUGGGUUUGUGGAAAACGCAGUUCGCCACGGGCAGCAGACCUUCCCGGAGAUCUUCGAAUAUGGGAUGAGCGUGAUGUACCACUGCAAGAAGGGGUUCUACCUGCUGGGGUCUUCCGCCCUGACCUGUAUGGCAAACGGCUUGUGGGAUCGCUCCUUACCCAAGUGUCUGGCUAUAUCAUGUGGGCAUCCUGGGGUCCCUGCUAAUGCUGUCCUCACUGGAGAUCUGUUUACGUAUGGAGCCACCGUCCAGUACUCCUGCAAAGGGGGCCAGACGCUCACAGGCAACAGCACAAGAGUCUGCCAAGAAGAUAGUCACUGGAGCGGAGCCCUUCCCCAUUGCUCAGGAAACAGUCCUGGAUUCUGUGGUGAUCCAGGGACCCCUGCACACGGGUCUCGCCUUGGGGAUGAGUAUAAGACAAAGAGUCUUCUGCGCUUCUCCUGUGAGAUGGGACACCAGCUGCGGGGCUCUGCAGAGCGCACGUGCCUGGUGAACGGGUCCUGGUCAGGAGUACAGCCUGUGUGUGAAGCCGUAUCCUGUGGAAACCCCGGCACCCCCACCAAUGGGAUGAUCCUCAGCAGCGAUGGGAUCCUCUUCUCCAGCUCUGUCAUCUACGCCUGCUGGGAAGGCUACAAAACCUCGGGGCUCAUGACUCGGCACUGCACAGCCAAUGGGACAUGGACGGGCACAGCACCGGACUGUACAAUCAUCAGUUGUGGGGAUCCUGGCACCCUGCCCAACGGCAUCCAGUUUGGGACCGACUUCACGUUCAACAAGACCGUGAGCUAUCAGUGCAACCCCGGCUACCUGAUGGAGCCCCCAAUAUCACCCACCAUCCGCUGCACCAAAGAUGGCACGUGGAAUCAGAGCAGGCCCGUCUGCAAAGCUGUCCUAUGCAGUCAGCCUCCUCUGGUGUCAAAUGGGAAGGUGGAGGGAUCAGACUUCCGCUGGGGUGCCAGCAUAAGCUACGGCUGUGUGGAUGGCUACCAGCUCUCCCACUCGGCCAUCCUGUCCUGUGAAGGGCAUGGCGUGUGGAAAGGAGAAGUCCCUCAGUGCUUGCCUGUGUUCUGUGGCGAUCCUGGCACUCCGGCAGAGGGGCGGCUCAGCGGGAAAAGCUUCACCUUUAAGUCUGAGGUUUUCAUCCAGUGCAAACCCCCGUUCGUAUUGGUGGGUUCCUCCAGGAGAACCUGCCAGGCUGACGGAACGUGGAGCGGAGUCCAGCCCACUUGUAUAGAUCCAGCCCACACCGCUUGCCCAGACCCUGGCACUCCCCACUUUGGAAUCCAGAAUAGCUCUAAAGGAUAUGAGGUUGGAAGCACCGUGUUCUUCAGAUGCAGGAAGGGCUACCACAUCCAAGGCUCCACCACACGGACCUGCCUUGCAAACCUCACAUGGAGUGGGAUCCAGACAGAAUGCAUACCCCAUGCCUGCCGGCAGCCAGAAACCCCAGCCCACGCAGAUGUGAGAGCCAUCGAUCUUCCAGCUUUUGGCUACACUUUAGUCUACACCUGCCAUCCGGGAUUUUUCCUUGCUGGUGGAUCUGAACACAGGACGUGCAAGGCCGAUAUGAAAUGGACAGGGAAGUCACCGGUCUGUAAAAGUAAAGGAGUGAGAGAAGUUAAUGAAACAGUUACUAAAACUCCAGUUCCUUCUGAUGUGUUUUUCAUCAAUUCGGUAUGGAAAGGAUAUUACGAAUAUUUAGGAAAAAGGCAGCCCGCAACUCUCACUGUAGACUGGUUCAACGCAACCAGCAGCAAGGUGAAUGCGACCUUCUCCGCAGCCUCACAAGUGCAGCUGGAGCUGACAGGGGUCUACAAGAAGGAAGAAGCCCACCUGCUUUUGAAAGCUUUUCAUAUCAAAGGCCCAGCAGAUAUUUUCGUGAGCAAGUUUGAAAAUGACAACUGGGGACUCGAUGGUUAUGUGUCCUCAGGACUUGAGAGAGGGGGAUUCUCCUUUCAGGGUGACAUACAUGGAAAAGACUUUGGGAAAUUCAAGCUGGAAAGACAAGAUCCUUCCAACUCGGAUGCAGAUUCUUCAAAUCAUUACCAGGGCACCAGCAGCGGCUCCGUGGCAGCUGCAAUUCUCGUUCCCUUCUUUGCUCUAAUUUUAUCAGGGUUUGCAUUUUACCUCUACAAACACAGAACAAGACCAAAAGUUCAAUAUAAUGGCUACGCCGGCCAUGAGAACAGUAAUGGACAAGCUUCAUUUGAAAACCCCAUGUAUGAUACAAACUUAAAACCCACAGAGGCCAAGGCUGUGAGGUUUGACACGACUCUGAACACAGUGUGUACAGUGGUAUAGCCCUCAGUGCCCCCUAGGACCGAUUCAUAGCCAUACCUCUGAUGGACAAGCAGUAAAAUCCUUUGGUGCCAUAUACCACCCUCCCUUCUACUCUUGCCUUGCUGCAGCAACCUUGGCCAUCAUCUGCUGGCAUAACACAGUGGGAAUCUCUUCUCAGUCAUGACCGAGUCUUCUGAGGCUAAACUUGCAAACACAUUGUCAUCGGGAAAGCGGAUUAUCAAAGCCUUGCUGCAUCCGCCGGAAAUCAAGAAGCCAACACCGGCGAGGGCAAAGAAGACUACGGAGUCGUAGAGACAGGUGGUCCUUCAUGCCUCUGACUUCUGUGUCUCUGUGUGGCCAGGAUGCCUUUGGAUGGAGUCUUCUAAGCACACGGAUACAUCCUUCAGGUGCGGCGACAAAAUGGUAGCGACUCGAUACGUGUUUUGUGUUUUUCUUUUCCUUUUAUCCCUCCUCACUGGACAAGAGUUCUCUACAAAAGAAACACCUUCCUGGAGAAAACGCCUUCUGGGAAGUGCACCCGCACACGCUUGCUUCCCUCUGCCCUGCCUGAGACACGACAAGCUCGGAGGAUCUUCAGGCUUCCCUGGACAUCCAUCAAUCACUAGGGAUGUUUGCAGAUUUCACGAGUCAAGCCGUUCCAUCCCAGAAAUUUUGAAUCUCAACAUUUUGCACUAGGGUGUUAAGAAUGACUGAGUCUGGUUUUUAAAUAGACUAUUUACACAGGGUUUAUAUACGCUCUACAUUGUACAUAAGCAUUUUCUCAUGUUGUAUUGUCAAGCAGAAGAUGCCACCAUCAGUUAAGCUGGGUUGAAGGGGAAAUAGCCCCAGACAGGGCAGUUUGAAAAGGAGACUGUACUGUGAAGAAGUUAUUUUAUUAUCAUUUCUGUUAGCCACGUUUAUGUGUCAAAUUCAUUGCCAACCACCGGUGGUUGAAACGAAGCCUUUCCUUUCCUUUGUUUUCUCUCCUUCACGUGCACACAACUCUUGUUUGUGCCACACUGAUUGGCAACAGAGGUCUCCAACAAUGUCUGUUUUCCAUGUAUCGAUGUGACUAGUAAUUUAUUUUAGGUAGCUUGUGAACCCCCGGGUCUCAGUUCACAGUGCAGUCUUUCCUUCCGGGUUGCUUGCUGUCUCUGUUCUGUAACAUCACCUGCGCAGCUGCCCUGAAAGUCUAUCUCACAGCCACACCCAAGCUCAGAGGAAAUCAGAAGGGAAUCCAAGUUGCAAUCAGGAUCGGAAGGGCAGGCGUGGCUCGCACACCCUUGUGGUGACUGUUGUAUAGAUUACUUGCCUUCUUGAAAAAAAAAAUUAUUGCAAUGAUUUCCAAACCUAAAGUUCCUUAUUGGUAGACUAUCCAUUAUGGCAUAAGUAAGCCCGGUGGCAUGGCCAACAAAAGACUAUCCAUUAUGGUAUAAAUAAGCCAGGUGGCACGGCCCACAGGAUAAAAUAAACAGCCUGGAGAGAAGACAGGGCCAGAGAAAUGUCUGUAAGAAAUUCAAAGAGAAGAUCAUGUUUAUUUUUAUUUAUAUUUGUUUGAUAAAAGUAUUUUUGGAAAGAUGAUGCUUAUUUUAUUAUUUGAUGUUUCAUGCACAGCCAACACGGUAAAAACUUCCCCUUUGCACAUCCCAGAUUUGCACUGGCAGGUGGGUCCAGAUGCCAUGCGUGACUACAUGGUGACUACAGUGGUGUCAGUGGUGACUACAUUCAUGCCUAGCUUUAAGACGGAUGUAUCUGUCUAUCUGCGUGACGAGUAAAUGCAGGACUUCCCAGAGGACCUGUGGGCAAAGGAGCUCACUAGGAUAUCAUAUAUAUCAUAUAUAUCGCUGCUUUCAAGGUUCUGGAUUCUGAGUAUUCCAGAGGCCCCACUGGGUUACCUCCUGCCUGCUCUUCUUCCAAGGGCUGUCUGUUGUAGGUCAGACUCCUGACCUCUUCUGGUAAUACUCAGUCCACUGGGUUCCAUGUUGGAGGAGUCCAUGUCCUAGGAAGGGGUACUGGCACAGGUUCCUCUGGCCCAACUGACAUCCUUGGGGUUCUUCUAGGUACACAGUGAUUCAUUAGAUCUCUGGGAAAUUCAGAUGAUGUCAUCAAGAAUGUGCUCCUAAACACACAUUGAGCCAAAACAAAACAGAAAAUGUCAGCAGGUCCAAGGACUGUAUGUAGUGCGCAAGGGAGAACAGGGUCACUAUAUAUAUAUAUAUAUAUUAGAUGUAUAUAGAAAUACACACACACGUAUAUAUAUAUAUAAAUAUAUAUUGUAUAUAUCUAAGUUUGAGUCACUCUGACUAGGUGCAAAAUGCUGAUUUUGGAGUCUAAACUAACGUCUCUGUCCCCACACCCUUGGCCUCUUCGCCGGCCAGUUACACGAAGAAGACAACUCAGACAGGGCAUCCAUACGUGCAAGGAGCCACGUGAUCAGACCUGUGUCGCUUUCCUUUGUGUGCAAACUGACUUCCAGCUACCAGACUGCAUCAAGGUAUUUCAGACCAACACACCAACACCGAGGGGCACUCUCAGGUGAGAGCCUAGCCCAGUCCUUCCUAGAGUGUGUGUGUGUGUGUGUGUGUGUGUGUGUGUGUGUGUGUGGUGUUUCACCAGUCUCAGAGGCAUUGAAGACCCAGCAGGGCAGUCAAGAAUACCUUCCUCAGUGAGGUCUUAGAGCCUUUUCCUGAGGCGCCCAGAGCACAGUGAGGGGACGCACUAUGUGGGACAGGUUAUAUGCUUCGAAGCUGUUCAACUGUUGCUUGUCUUUGCCCAUCUUGCCUUCAGGCUAGCUGCAAUAAUUUUUUUCUUCUGUAAAAUAUUUUGUAAACAACAACAACAAGAAGAACAACAAAAGCUAUUAUAAAAAAGGGGGGAAAUAAAGCUGGCAUUAUGAUCAGGAAAACCAUCCAUCCAUCGUCGCUACCCUGCCCUCCUGUCCCCUCCACACGCUGCUGUCACAACGUAGGUGCGGAAGACCUUUUUGUACAGAGAUAUAUUUUUUAUGAAGAAUUUGUAAAAUUAUUAAAUAUGCUGUAAUUUUUUGAUUCAUGUAGGUAAAUUGUUAAAAAAUAAAUGUUUUUACAAUGCAAAACUGUAAUUUUCCCGACAAUGUAAAAUCACCCUCUCUAGCCGAUUUUCAGUUCCAAUCCUGUUCGACAUGUAUUAAUAUUAAAGCGGCCUGUUAAAAUGAACAGUAUCUUUUUUGUCAAAAGAAAAAUUAUAAAGAGAGUGUAACAUAACCUGUGUAAUGCCACCUAUCUUUAAAGCAAAUCAGAGUUCUAAUUAAAUAUUUAAUUUUAGA
Molecule: messenger RNA, 9865 nt
Organism: Myodes glareolus (Bank vole)
Lineage: Eukaryota; Metazoa; Chordata; Mammalia; Rodentia; Cricetidae
Source: RefSeq, a predicted model, not a curated record